AGGCCGCGGCGGGGCAGGGCGGGGACUGCCUGCCCGCCUGGGUUGCGGAAGUGGUAGCCGCUGACCGAGCCUGCUGCUUUCUCGCUACUGCUUCGGCUUCCCGGCUCCCCCCUGGACGGAGAGGGCGACCCGGCUGUGGAUGGUCAGAUAGCUCCGAUCUCCCGCCGCUAAUCCCUGGCCCCAAUCAGCACGGAGCAGACGGCGGCAGCGGCAGUAGCAGGCGAGGAAGAUGGCGGGACGGCUGCCGGCCUGUGUGGUGGACUGUGGCACGGGGUAUACAAAACUAGGAUAUGCUGGAAACACAGAACCACAGUUUAUCAUUCCUUCCUGUAUUGCUAUUAAGGAGUCCGCAAAAGUGGGUGAUCAAGCUCAAAGGAGGGUGAUGAAAGGUGUUGAUGACCUAGACUUCUUUAUUGGUGAUGAAGCAAUAGAAAAACCUACGUAUGCAACAAAGUGGCCAAUUCGCCAUGGUAUAGUUGAAGAUUGGGACUUGAUGGAAAGGUUUAUGGAACAAGUGAUCUUUAAAUAUUUAAGGGCAGAACCAGAAGACCAUUAUUUUCUUUUGACUGAACCUCCACUGAAUACUCCAGAAAACAGGGAAUAUACUGCUGAAAUAAUGUUUGAGUCCUUCAAUGUUCCAGGCUUGUACAUUGCUGUGCAGGCUGUUCUUGCCUUAGCUGCAUCUUGGACCUCAAGACAAGUAGGAGAACGGACAUUGACCGGUACAGUAAUAGACAGUGGAGAUGGUGUCACCCAUGUCAUUCCUGUGGCUGAAGGGUAUGUGAUUGGCAGCUGUAUUAAGCACAUUCCAAUCGCAGGACGAGAUAUAACAUAUUUUAUUCAGCAGUUGCUGAGAGACCGAGAAGUAGGAAUCCCUCCAGAGCAAUCCUUGGAAACUGCUAAGGCAGUAAAGGAGCGCUAUAGUUAUGUCUGCCCAGAUUUAGUAAAAGAAUUUAACAAGUAUGACACAGAUGGAUCAAAGUGGAUUAAGCAAUAUACUGGAAUCAAUGCUAUCUCAAAGAAAGAAUUUUCUAUUGAUGUUGGUUAUGAGAGAUUCUUGGGACCUGAAAUCUUUUUUCAUCCAGAGUUUGCUAAUCCAGACUUUACUCAACCUAUCUCAGAAGUUGUAGAUGAAGUAAUUCAGAAUUGCCCUAUUGAUGUCAGACGUCCUCUCUACAAGAAUAUUGUCCUCUCUGGAGGUUCAACCAUGUUCAGGGACUUUGGACGUCGCUUGCAAAGAGAUUUGAAAAGAACUGUAGAUGCCAGGCUGAAAUUAAGUGAGGAAUUGAGUGGUGGCAGAUUGAAGCCAAAACCUAUUGAUGUACAAGUCAUUACACACCACAUGCAGCGAUAUGCAGUUUGGUUUGGAGGAUCCAUGCUGGCUUCCACGCCCGAGUUCUACCAAGUAUGCCACACCAAAAAGGAUUAUGAAGAAAUUGGACCUAGCAUUUGUCGUCACAAUCCAGUGUUUGGAGUCAUGUCGUAAAAUUGAUUUCAUAAUUAUUGGGGUUAGGGAGGUGGGGAAGAAAUAAUCUUUCUGAUUACCUGUUUUGUCUGGAUGGCUGGUUUUGAGGUUUUAAACCUGACUUGAAGUAAGAAGACCAAACAUAAUUAUACAGGAAUAUUUUAAUAAGUAUAUCAACAUGAGAAUGUAGAGGAGAGCCAAAAUGAUUAAGUGUUUUUCUUUAGACUGGAUAUUUGAAUCUUAUGUGUAACAAAAAGAAGUGGGUUUUAGUUCUUUCUGUGCCCCUGAUAUUUUGUAUAUUAUUGAAUUAUCCAAGAUUUGAUGGGAUUUAUCGGUAUGUAGAUAGCUCUAUAAUGCUUGAGUUGUACACUUCUAAGUGUGCAAUGCAAGAGCUUGUUUAUAUUUCAUACUUUUUAUACUUUGAGGAAAAAAGUCAAAGAAAAACUAGUAUUUGAGGAAAAACAAGUGACCAAGUAAAGGAUAAAUUAAGAAAAAAAAAAAGCCUCAUGAGACUUGGCGUACACACACACUCAUGGGAUUCCAGUUAUUACAAAUGGCUUCCACCCCCUUGUACCCCACAGUGGUUUUCUUUGCAAGUGCUUUUGGAACUAAGAAGCUAGUAUCUUGGAUUAACUGAUGCCCACUAGUGCUUUCUGAUUACUCGAAUCCUGUUUCUUGCUUUAAAGAAAAAGUAAAGAUAAGACUGUUGGACCAGUACUGCAGUUCUGUAGUGUCAUUUCUUAUUAAAAAUAAAUAAUUUGAUUACCAAAAUUGGUAUAUUUAAAGCCUAACACCAUUCUAAUAAAGGCACAGAUUUCUUUUUAA
Neomonachus schauinslandi (Hawaiian monk seal) is the source of this 2290-nucleotide messenger RNA. It is a transcript of the gene ACTR3, whose product is annotated as actin related protein 3. NCBI's taxonomy places the organism in Eukaryota, Metazoa, Chordata, Mammalia, Carnivora, Phocidae. Gene Ontology annotation, cellular component: actin cortical patch; Arp2/3 protein complex. Gene Ontology annotation, molecular function: actin filament binding. Gene Ontology annotation, biological process: Arp2/3 complex-mediated actin nucleation. The transcript is spliced from 12 exons. The record is from RefSeq and is a predicted model, not a curated record. Bases 230 to 1486 code for a protein of 418 amino acids.